Myxocyprinus asiaticus (Chinese sucker) is the source of this 3221-nucleotide messenger RNA. RefSeq names its product thioredoxin, mitochondrial-like. Gene Ontology annotation, biological process: cell redox homeostasis. Gene Ontology annotation, molecular function: protein-disulfide reductase activity. Bases 54 to 530 code for a protein of 158 amino acids. Lineage: Eukaryota; Metazoa; Chordata; Actinopteri; Cypriniformes; Catostomidae. The record is from RefSeq and is a predicted model, not a curated record. Gene Ontology annotation, cellular component: mitochondrion. The transcript has 6 exons.
CACUUGAGCGGAAGUGCGUCAGUGGUCCGUGUGACCAGAGGACUCCAGAACUCAUGAUGGCUUCCAGGAUUCUAAUGCAGAGAGUUUGUUGUGUGUUAGUGCGAGAUCUUCGAGGUUCUUCAUCAUACUCCUCCUCUCUAACCGCCUCUGCUACUGUACAGCCGUUUCUCUCUCGCACUGUCCUGCGCAGCUCUUGCAGGAGUGUCUCGUUUAACGUUCAGGACCACGACGACUUCACCGAGAGAGUCAUCAACAGCCAGCUGCCCGUUCUUAUAGACUUCCACGCACAGUGGUGUGGUCCCUGUAAAAUUCUCGGUCCACGGCUGGAAAAAGCCAUAGCCAAACAGAAAGGUCGGAUCGCCAUGGCCAAAGUUGAUAUCGAUGAGCACACAGAUCUCGCCAUUGAGUACGGGGUGUCUGCUGUUCCCACGGUGAUAGCGAUGCGGGGCGGUGAUGUCAUCGACCAGUUUGUGGGCAUCAAAGAUGAAGACCAGCUAGAUUCUUUUGUGGAGCAGCUGAUUGGACAGUAAAACUGUCAGUCACUGCUCCACCUUAUGUUAAAGCCCGCCUCUAAUUGGACACAUUAAAUACACACACACACACCUGCAUUCUGGAAUUUGUUUGCUUCUGCGGCGCUUUCAUUGUUUCCACAAACUGUGUGUGUGUGUGUGUGUGUGGUCAUUCACUCUUGUUGUUUAUUGGACUAUCCGUUAGAGUGUUUGGUGCACAGAGUUUACCAUGCUAUAAAUGUAGUAAAGUUUACUUGGAUAUCCAGUAUCUGCUGUACUUUUGCUUUGUGCAGAACUGAAGUAUGUGACACCUCUAAUGCAGUUCCUCAUCUGACCACAAGAGGGCGACAUCGAGGCCACAGUUAUUAUUACAGGUCCAGGUCACAUUUAAUCUCAAAAUCAAAAGAAAUUAUAUUGUGCAUAAAGAAAAUUAUCCCUAUUUUUUAAGAUAUUUUUGCAUUGUGACAUUAUUUUCAUUACAAUUAAGCAUAUUUAACCCCAAAUUCUCAUUACUGUAAUGCAAACAACAACUGUGAUAUUAUUUAAAUUGUAAAGUAUUUAUACAUUGUGGUAGUACUUAAUGUGUGCUGAUUUAAAAAAAAUGAGAAUAAUGUGAAUUAAAAAAAAACGAAUAAGUUAAACAUCUGGAUGCAUUAUAAUAAUUAGACUUAGGGGUUUAAAUGUGCUUAAUUGUCAUGAAAAUAAUGUUAAAAAACACUUGAAUUGGCUUCAUUUUCUUAAAGCAAUAUAUAUAUAUAUAUUCUUUUGAUUUCUGGACAUGAGAUUCACUUAGUAAUUUUACACCUGAAUGCCUAUUAAUGUGAACGUGUGUGAAUUAGAGGUCGACCGAUAGUGGAUUUUUGUCGAUACCGAUAACUAAGGUGGUGGGAAAUGCCAAUAACGAUUAAUUGGCCGAUAGUUUUUAAAAUCGAUUUAUUGACGUCAAAAAAAAAAGUCUUAUUAUUUUCUUACUAUGGCGGGCACUCUUAUUCGAGUCCAAAAUGAAUAAAAUCCCAUAUGUCGUUUAUUGUUCAACAAAAAUCCCAAUAAUAACCAGAAAAAAUUUAGAUUUGGUACACAACGCUGGACUUUAAAGUAUAAUUAAGUAUAUUGAAAAUACGAAAUGAUGCAAAAACUAUCAGCAAUUAUCGGCACAGAUUUUUGCCAAUAACUGAUAGUUCCAAAAGGCACCAAUUAAUCAGUAAAACCGAUAUAUCGGUCUACCUCUAGUGUGAAUUACAUGUAUGUUUGUUUAAUCUAUUUUUCUUUCUGUUUGGAUAUGACUAUGAAUUUGAAGCAGAACGUAUGAACACGGUGAUGUUUGUUUAGAUUUUAACUCAUAUAAACUGUAAUAUGACCAACUCAUUUUAUGAAUUUAUGAAUAAAAAGGUAUUCUGUAUUUACGAAUAGGCAGUUAGCUGGUGUUUAGUGCUCUGGGGUUAUAAACAUUAUAUAGGAAUUGCUUGUCUGACAUUAAUAUAUUCCGGAAUCAAACAGCAGACGUUUAUCCAUUAGUUCUGAUACUUUAAUCUGAUUGGACAAGCAGCAUUCCAAGAGUGCUGAUCCACAUGAAUACAUUUUUGUUUGAAAACGCAUUAAUUACGCCUCUCAUCUACACUAGAACAGCGCUUUCCUCCAUUAAUGCAUACUUUGGAAAACGAUUAUGUUUGGAAACUAAAAGCGGAGUUUUCAAACAAAAACGUCUCUGGGACGCUUCACUAUUUGUAUCACUCCGCUUGUGUUUGUGACGCUCCAAACUAGAGAGCAGUGCAUUACAACCUUACGCCAGCAGGUGGCGACAAACACACGUCUCGUAUAUUAUGAGUGAGUUGUUAGUUAGUAGGGAGCAGUGCAUUACUCCCUUACGCCAACAGGUGGCGACAAACACAUCUCAUAUAUAUAUAUUAUGAGUGAGUUGUUAAUUAGUAGAGAGCAGUGCAUUACACCCUUACGCCAACAGGUGGCGACAAACGUCUCAUAUAUAUAUAUAUAUUAUGAGCGAGUUGUUAGUUAGUCGAGAGCAGUGCAUUACACCCUUAAGCCAGCAGGUGGCGACAAACACGUCUCAUAGUUAUUAUGAGCGAGUUGUUAGUUAGUAGAGAGCAGUGCAUUACACCCUUAUGCCAGUGGGUGGCGACAAACAUGUCUCAUAGUUAUUAUGAGCAAGUUGUUAGUUAGUAGAGAGCAGUGCAUUACACCCUUACGCCAACAGGUGGCGACAAACGUCUCAUAUAUAUAUUAUGAGCGAGUUGUUAGUUAGUCGAGAGCAGUGCAUUACACCCUUAAGCCAGCAGGUGGCAACAAACACGUCUCAUAUAUGAGCGAGUUGUUAGUUAGUAGAGAGCAGUGCAUUACACCCUUAAGCCAGCAGGUGGCGACAAACACGUCUCAUAGUUAUUAUGAGCGAGUUGUUAGUUAGUAGAGAGCAGUGCAUUACACCCUUACGCCAGCAGGUGGCGACAAACACGCGUCUCUUAUAUAUUAUGAGCGGGUUUCAUGUUUAUUGACCUGUUUCAUGUGACGUCACUGUAUGAAUGCAUCGCCAUGUUUGUUACCAAAAUUCCAUAUACUUUCAAUGUGCUGUGCUGUGGGAUGUGGCAAAAGUCUGCAAAUUUUUUUAGUUUCUAUUAAUAAAUAUAAAAAAUGUGACACUGCUUUUUAAUUGCCAGAGCCUAAAUGUAAUUUUUCUUUCAGUAAAGUUUUAUCUUUUAA